UGUUUCUCUUGUCCUUGUCCCUUUCUCCAGAUCUUAAAAAAAGAAGGUUUCUCCACAUUUUCCAUCAUCUGGGUCCUCUCCAAGAUGGUGAAUUUCCUUCUUCCACAAGUUCCAAAUCUAACCUUUUUUUUUGUUUUUCAUUGUCUGUUUACUGUUCUUCAUCUCAUUGAUCCUCUGUUUUUUUUUUCAUUCCUCUGUUAUUGGAUUCUUUGUUGUUGAUCCAUUGUCAGAUUCAAAAAAGAUACUCAAUUCCGAUUUGAUCGGGAUUGAGAUUUUUUUUUUCAGACAAAAGUAGAUUUUCCAUGUUUCUCUGUCCGUAAAUCUCAGAGCUUUGAAUCUUUUAAGACACGAUCCAAGAUUUGUCUUAAAAUCAGAGCAAAAGAUGGAAUCUGUAUCGGAUCUGGGGAAGCUAUUCAUCGGCGGGAUUUCAUGGGACACAGAUGAAGAAAGACUUAGAGAGUAUUUUAGCAAGUAUGGUGAUUUGGUUGAGUCUGUGAUCAUGCGUGACCGUACCACGGGACGUGCACGUGGCUUUGGUUUCAUCGUCUUUGCAGAUCCUUGUGUUGCAGAGAGAGUGAUCAUGGAGAAACACAUCAUCGAUGGCCGCACGGUUGAGGCCAAGAAAGCUGUGCCAAGGGAUGAUCAGCAAGUGCUAAAACGGCACGCGAGUCCAAUGCACCUUAUGUCACCUAGCCAUGGUGGUAACGGACGAACCAAGAAGAUCUUUGUUGGUGGUUUACCAUCAAGCAUCACCGAGGCUGAGUUCAAGAACUACUUUGAUCAGUUUGGUACAAUCGCUGACGUUGUGGUGAUGUAUGACCACAACACACAGAGGCCAAGAGGCUUUGGCUUCAUCACUUUUGACUCAGAGGAGUCUGUUGACAUGGUUCUUCACAAGACCUUCCAUGAGCUAAACGGCAAAAUGGUUGAGGUUAAAAGAGCAGUGCCAAAGGAGCAGCCUUCAUCAGCUCUUCCUCCUGCUAACCGAAGUCCGGUUAUUAACCCGGUUAUUGGGUAUGGUAAUAAUAACUAUGGAGGAGUAGUAGUCUCUAAUAGGCCAUCUGGUAAUAAUAGCUACUUCAAUAGUUUUGCUCCUGGUUAUAGUAACAACAUAGCCCCUCCUGGCUCUAGGUUUAGUCCUAUUGGUAGCGGUAGGAAUGCUUUCUCUAACUUUGGUCUUGGUUUGAACCAAGAACUGAGUAUGAAUGGGAACACUAUUGGGUUUAAUCGGAUCCCUGGGAACCAAUACUUCAACAAUGCUUCACCAAACCGUUACAACUCUCCAAUAGGAUUCAACAGAGGAGACUCUGCUUACAACCCUAGCAAUAGAGACUUGUUGUGGGGAAACAGAACUGAUUCUUCUGGUCCUGGUUGGAACUUGGGUGUCUCUGUUGGUAACAACAGAGGAAACUGGGGCCUUUCUGAUACUAACGGUUAUGGGAGAGGCUUUGGGACAGGUUCUGGACUUUCUGCGUUGUCAUUCUCUGGUAGUAACAACAACAACAACAAUACAAACGGUUUUGGUGAGUCCAUAGGGGAAAUGUACAGAGGGAACUCGGUUUAUAGCGACUCAACGUGGCAGCAGACGAUGCCUCAUCAGUCUUCUAAUGAGUUAGACGGCUUGUCUCGCUCUUAUGGCUUUGGUUUUGACAAUGUAGCUUCAGACCCAUCUGGUAAUGCCUCUGGAAGCUACAGUGUGGGAGGGAAUAGAGGUAUUGAAGCAUAGUUUGAAGAGUUGUUAUGUGAUAUCAUCAAAAACUUCAUCACAGUGAGUUCCUGUUUUUUUAGCAUCAAGAAAAAGAGUUUAUUACUGUUUUUAAUUCUUACAUAAAGAGAAGAUCAGAGUGGUAGCUGCAAAGAUACAAAGAUGUGGAUGAUAAAAGAGAUUUGGUGGUGUCUGAGAUCAUCUUCAAUAGCAAAUAACUAGAGAGAUCGUUGAUUCUCGAUCACUAUUCUUUAGAUUCUCCAAAAAGAUUCUUCAUGUUGUGUGCUCUUGUUUGUAACUCUAAUUGUUAAUGUUUUUUUUCUUUCUUUACAGAUUUAUUUUAUCUUUUGGUUUAAACUUGUUUGAUUCGAAUUGUUCAUGAGAGAACUUUAUGAUUUUUCUAUUUAGUGUGAGAGUAAAGCAUUGUGCAAAAGGGCUCCAAAAUGAUUUAUAUAGUUUUUUGCAUUUGAUAUUUUCCUUCUGUUAAAGCAUUAAUAAAAAUCUGUUGAGG
Molecule: messenger RNA, 2216 nt
Organism: Eruca vesicaria subsp. sativa (arugula)
Lineage: Eukaryota; Viridiplantae; Streptophyta; Magnoliopsida; Brassicales; Brassicaceae
Source: the annotation of a GenBank genome assembly